Messenger RNA from Corylus avellana, 1055 nucleotides. Its product is annotated as S-adenosyl-L-methionine-dependent methyltransferases superfamily protein. The record is from RefSeq and is a predicted model, not a curated record. Lineage: Eukaryota; Viridiplantae; Streptophyta; Magnoliopsida; Fagales; Betulaceae.
GCGCACGCACGGGCGCACACAAAGCGCCCAUUUGCUUCAAAUUUUGGGGUCCCAGCAUUCGGUGUUUGUUUGAGACAGUGAGAGAGAGAGAUGCUAUCGCUGAGAAUUUGCUCACGUCCGUUUGCGAUUUCGAAACCCCGAAAAUGUCUCGAGCAGACACUCAAGCUUACGUGUCCACGAAAAGUUUCGCAGAGUAGCCCUAGAAGCCUGUGUUUCUGCGCGAAACCGAUUGAGCCAAAUGGAUUCGCUUCUGCCUCUUCAACUUUUGAAAAUCAUCUUCCCCACGAUUCGCCUCUUUCUGGAGUGGAGGAUGUUUUAAUGAGCUAUAUAUUUGGCAAGAAGAGGGCAACAGAAGUUGCUCACUCGGUCUGGAAACAUGUAGUCCAGAAAGGGGAUACAGUCAUUGAUGCCACUUGUGGAAAUGGCUAUGAUACCUUAGAAAUGCUCAAAAUGGUCGCUGAUGAAUCAGGUAGGGGAUGUGUUUAUGCAAUGGACAUUCAGAAGGAUGCUUUAGUGAACACUUAUUCCUUGCUGGAACAGUCACUCAAUCCAAAUGAGAUAGAGCUUGUCAAGCUCUUGCCCAUAUGCCACAGUGAAAUGGACAAAGUUGUUUCAGAGAAUGCCUCCGUGAGGCUUGUUGCUUUCAACUUAGGUUUCCUUCCUGGUGGUGACAAAGCAAUAAUCACAAAGCCAGAGACAACAUUACUGGCACUGGAAGUUGCAAAAAAAAUCCUAAUGCCUGGAGGGCUGAUCAGCUUAGUGGUUUAUGUGGGGCAUCCUGGCGGAUGGCAAGAAUGGGAGACUGUACAAACUUUUACUUCUGGGUUGCCAGUUGAUAACUGGGUCUGCUCAAAGUUCCAGAUAUUAAACAGACCUUGGGCUCCAAUACCCGUUUUCUUAUUCAAAAGAUGAUUCCCAGCUGUAAGAAUUUUUUGUACCAUAUUAACCUCUUCCUAUCCAACGGUUAUAUCUAUGUAUAUAAUUGGAAUUUGCUUAAAUCACAUUGCUUGUCUUGCCUCUUUCCGGUUUGUAGUAUUUUUCAACACUCGGUUCUG